ACACGACUACUCAUUUCUCACUAAGGUUUGUGGCCUCUCCUCUCCGCUUCACUCCUCUCCCAACUAAGCACCCAUAGACGCCAUAGUUGUUCUUCACUCCUCCUUGCUUCUCUGAUUGCAUUCCCGUUUUCGCUAAUCCUUAACAAACCCUAGCACCAGAUUUCAGCAAAGGUUUCAACUUGGGCAGCAGCAAGGAUUGAAAAUCACCGGGCAUUACAUUUCUUUAUCUGAAUUCUGCUCAUUGCAGUUGACUGGAUGAGCUCCCCAUGCAUUUAUUAGAUAUUGCUACUACAGUAACUACACGGCCUGUUUGCCAGAAAGAUGUUUGUGCAGUUAGUUCUCAACUUCUCUUCUGUAAUAGAUUCAAGUCUGGGAAGGAUAUUAGGUUUGCGUCGGUAUGGAAAUCUUUCUGUGUACCGGAAAAAGCUCAGAGUUUUGGGGGAAUUAAGUUAUGCCGGGGUGGGUUGAUGAUAAGAGCAGUGGCUACUCUUGAAAAAGAAUCAACCCAAUCUAACCAGGUAAGUGAGGAUGGUGGUGGCUAUCAAAGUAGUACGGGAACGAGUAUUGGUUCUGGAAACUCGACUUGCAGUGCCAUUGAGGGACAAUCUCAAACUGAUGAGUUAACUAAAUUGGAUGAAAUAGAGAAGUUAAGACGGAGUAGGAUUUCAAAAGCUAACAAAGGGAAGACACCUUGGAAUAAAGGCAGGAAGCAUAGUCCGGAAACUCUGCAGAAGAUUAAAGAGAGAACCAGGAUUGCAAUGCGAGAUCCUAAGGUAAGGAUGAAGCUAGUCAACUUCGGGCAUGCUCAAAGUGAGGAAACAAGGUUAAAAAUUGGAGUUGGUGUGCGAGCUGGGUGGGAAAAGCGCCAAAAGAUGCUGAAACUGCAGGAGACAUGCUGCUAUGAAUGGCAGAAUUUAAUUGCAGAAGCUUCUAGAAAGGGCCUUUCUGGUCAGGAAGAGUUGCAAUGGAACUCAUAUAAGAUUUUGAAUAGACAGCUUGAGAAGCACUGGAUGCAGAGUGUCGAGCAAAGGAAAACACGUAGACAGAAAGGAAACAAGAGAGCUCCAAAAUCUGCUGAGCAGAGGAGGAAAAUUGCCGAGGCCAUUGCCGCUAAAUGGGCUGAUCCCGAUUACCGUAAUCGGGUCUGCUCUUCUCUAGCUAAAUUUCAUGGCACAAGAGAGGGGGUUGAAAGAAAGCCAAGGAGAAAGCCAAGUAGUGAUGGACAGACCCAAAACAGAAGACCACCCAAUAAGAAAGUUGAUAUUGGUGGUGUAACUGUUCAUAAUCAUAGGCCUCAAACAAAACAAGCCACGAUAAAGAAAAGCUAUACACCAAAAUACAAGGAUCCUUUAGCACAUUCCAAGCUAGAAAUGUUAAGGAAUAUCAGGGCACGGAGAGCAGUGGCUGACAACGAGAAAAUUGAAGCUGUUAAAAGAGCAAAGUUGUUGAUUGCUGAGGCUGAGAAGGCGGCAAAGGCUCUUGAGGUUGCUGCCAGGCAGAGUCCUGUUGCUCGAGCAUCCCUUGUUGAGACCAGGAAUCUCAUUGCAGAAGCAAUUCAAUUCAUUGACUCCAUAGAUAUGGAAGAGAUACUUUCGGGUCAAAAUGAGGGAGACCCAUUACUUACAUUGCCUGAAAUCACCAAUGUUGAUGAUUUAACAGAUGCAGAUGCGGAACAUUUGGAUGAAAUUGACACGAGAAAAGCAAAUGGAGCCCACGUAUUGAUGCCCAAUGGUGAAGAUUUUCACAGCUUCAACUUUACCAAAAGCUUCCAUGGUUUAUUGAACGGUAAUGAAACAGCAGUCUUGUCAAGCUCAGACGACUAUGAUUUACUUGGCAGCAAGGAAAAUUUGUACCAAGUGAUUUCAAGUGAUGUGGCACCACCACCAGUUGAGGAAGUGAUGCACGCCUCCGAGUCUGGUGAUCACAAGGCAAAUGAGGUUGAAGAAGAUGAGCACGAGUCACCGCCACAUGAAAUGACAUUGCAGUCCGAGCCAUUGCCAAAUGGAUUGAUAUCUCAGCCCGAGAGUGCCCAUCCCGCGUCAAAUAGCACAGCCACAACCAAGCAAUGGAUUCGUGGGAGAUUGGUUGAUGUAGCCAAGGAAGGUUAGAUUCAGUUACGAUAUAUUUACAUAUUUAGCUAUGCUGUCAUUCACUCAUUCCAACUGGAGGAGACAUAGAAAACUUCUUUCAUCUUAGGUCAUUAGCUUUCUCUGAUUCUGUUGUAGUAUCUAUAUAGUGUCCAUCUUGUAAAAAAAAUUUCUCCAGUCAUAACUAUGCACUUCUUUCUGCCUGCCUAAUUUAUUGAAUAUUUCAUAGAGCUUUGGCA
Ipomoea triloba (trilobed morning glory) is the source of this 2326-nucleotide messenger RNA. RefSeq lists its product as uncharacterized. The transcript is spliced from 7 exons. Bases 267 to 2108 code for a protein of 613 amino acids. The record is from RefSeq and is a predicted model, not a curated record. Gene Ontology annotation, molecular function: DNA binding. NCBI's taxonomy places the organism in Eukaryota, Viridiplantae, Streptophyta, Magnoliopsida, Solanales, Convolvulaceae.